Molecule: messenger RNA, 4089 nt
Organism: Ciona intestinalis (vase tunicate)
Lineage: Eukaryota; Metazoa; Chordata; Ascidiacea; Phlebobranchia; Cionidae
Source: RefSeq, a predicted model, not a curated record
UUAAUCAACAACAACAUUAUAGUUUUAGCAUAGUAUACUUAAAACAUCUUUUAGUAAACUCUGGUUUUAGUUGUUGUUGCAAAAUGUACGACGAAUGGGUUUCGUUGGAAAGCGAAGUUUUGGACGACCUGAAGUGUCAAAGUGUUCUGCACAAUUUCCCGACAAAUGUGGGAAGAGACGUCGCCAAGUCAGUUGUGGCAUGCAUUGUCGCAAACGAAGCACAAGGAAACUUACUUUCAUCGCCCCAGUUAGAAACAAAUGCAGAGGUGAAAUGGUCAAUGGAAGUUUUAUGUUUCGGCUUAAGUUUAUCGUUGUCUGAAUACGACACGUUAAGGGAUUGCGUUGCAAUAUAUCGUGCAUGGCUAAGUAUAGCAACACACCCCAAACCCAAUCUACCCAAGCCUUUACAUGAUGAACCACUGACGUUCGUGCGAAGGAUGUUCCAUCAUCUGCAGAAUCUGUUCGUGCCGAGGUUGGACGGCAGCACCAGCCAACAGGUGGCGCUGUGUCAAUCGGUUUUACAAACCGUACAAACCAUCGUCCGUGAAUCAGAGUCACUCGACCGCGAAACAUGGAAUACUUUGUUGAUGUUCGUUCUUAAAAUAUCUGACGUCCUUCUCGCUCCGCCUUCCCAACCAAACGGGUUAGCAGAACAACUAUGCGAACCUUUAAUGCAAACCUUCUUUAAUGUAUGGAUGAGUUCAUGCGCACGCUGCUUCCCUGCCCCAACAAUGUGGAAAACUUCGCAAAUUAUGGUGGCUCGGUGGCGCCACCACUCUCCUGUGGUCGAAUGGUGGAGUCGGGUAAUUUCAGCCUUGACAUCGAGAUUAUUGAAAACAAUGCACGGCCCAGACUUCCCCCAACACAACACCAACCACGAGGAUUUGAAUUUAGUUCAAAAUUUUUCGAACGAACAGAUCGUGCAGACUUGGUUUAGGAUGCUACACAUUAUUAGUGACCCUGUUGAAUUAUGCAAUUCAAACAAGUUCAGUAAAUCCCCGUUAUUCAUCGAAAGAUCGAUGAAAUCGGAUUCUCUCAUCGAGCCCUCCCAACAGCCAUGCUUGCGUAUGCUGCCUUAUAUUUUCCUUAAAGCAAUGAAAGGAAUAUCCUCGUUGGUGGACGCAUUCCUAGGUUUAAGCUCGGAGAGGAAAUACGAGGUGACCUACCCCAACAUAUUAAUGCAGAUCUCAACCCCUAUUACACCAACCAACACAAGGAAAUCUGGGAAAAAUAAAAAAGGUUCCUCCAUCCCCCCUAAGCCUCCAUCAUCACCCCUACCCCCCUCAACCAACCCCCCCACCCCAACCACUACCCCAUCGAACAAAGUUGACAUGCACCCCCACCCAUCCCCCCUCAGGCCCCGCGUAAACACUCUGCUUCAUUUACUCGGUUGGCUGUUCGAUGCUGCCCUAGCAUCGUGUCAAUUUGAACAAGGUGGUUAUGUCAUAAUGAUGCCUCAGCGUAUGAAGGGCGAAGUAGGACCCCGAGUGGUGUGCUUGCGUCCAACCUGCUCUCUGGCCCCCCCUAGUGACAUGGUGGCCAAUCCUAUGUUCGACGGGUCAGAUUUCCCCGAGUCAUCAGAUGCUGGACGUGCCGAGUCAUGUGGGGCUCUUUGUCGCCUCGUGUGUUGCAAACGAACAGGGGAGGAAAUACUUCCAGCGUAUUUAGCGAGAUUCUACCUCGUGAUGUCACAAGGGUUGCUAGGCGACAGUCGGCAAGUAACAGCGAGCAUAUUGUUAAACUCUGUCAACUUGAUGCGGAUUGAUCUGCCAGGGGUGACGUGUCUGCUUCCUGCUUUGUUAUCAACGUUGGAAUCAAUCCUCCCAGACAGAGAUCUUCAUUAUUACAAACCAUACGUCAACACUACCGAGUUACGACGCGCCUCAAUACAUCUUUUGAUUUCUAUGUUGCCAUUACCGCUACAUUAUAAUACGCUGGAAAUUGAGGAAAUAUGGCCUCCUAGUGUUGAGAAGUUGACAUUUCAAUCAACGAGAAAACGAUUGUUGGAUCUGCUUAUUGGCUCCCUCCAGUGCGAGACGGAUGCCGUGAAUACGCAGAUGAUCCUCGGUGCAUUGUUACUUACGUUGCAAGACUCAGCAUUAUUCGAGUCGCUUGGUGACUCGGCAAACGGUUCACCACUAGGUGUCGUGCAACCCAACGAAAACGAGGUUGUACCGAUUGAUACAGCGUAUGGAUUGUUUGUGCAAGUUGUCAAUCUCGUAUCGCAGAAGCUUGAUCCGUGGAAGUCCGAUAUACUAUGUUUUACCCCUGCGUUGUUUAGGGUGUUCGAGCACCUUGGGGGUUUCCCCACCCCAUGCACCCCGUCAACCACCUGCUCCCUACUCGACGAACGGACUCUGCUCUCCCAUGCCUCCGGUGGUAAUGACAUCACAAUGUCCGAUGCAGUCAAGCGGUUCCGAUACUUUUCUCUCCACAACGGGGCGCUGUUGAGCCUGCUUGAGGAUAACCUUGGAAAUGAACAAGAGCCGGUCCCGACAGUAACCAUGGUAAUCCGAGGGGUGAGCGGACGUAAAGUGUGGGCCGGUCAACUACGACAAACACCAAGGGAGGACGACAUGACCCCCGACAGUUACCUCACCCAGCACGAUCGACCUAGCCCCGAAUUAGACAGGGGAACCCCCACCAAACCCUAUUAUCGUACUUUCCCUGAGGAGGUUGACAACAUACCUCUCGUCAACGCAGACGUGAGCAUCCCGUUGCUGUCUGAGGUUCCCGACCCUCAGUAUUCUUUGCAGCAAAUGAUCGAAAUAUCGAAACUCGGCAAAUUGAUUGAAACUCAGAUCCAAUAUGACGAAGAAGUAACUAGACAAGUGAACGCAACUCAUGAACCCAUGCAUGGUUGUACCCCCCUUCCCCCCACCAAUGAAUUCCAAUCAGCGCGGUUAUUGUUAUCGCACAUGAACCAUCUGACGCUGGGAUCGGUGAAAGCGAACAUGGACGAACGACGUGGCCCAGAUCUUGUGAUGCUCGCAUCCAACGAACCAAGUUUUGCAGCCGACCUCGUUAGUUUGGACACCACCCCCUCACGUCAUCAUGACACCGUGUUCGCGUUUUACAUCAAACAAGGACAAACCAAGCGUGACGAGAUUCUGCGCAACGUCAGCGAUCCGGGAAUUUCCCUUCACCCAGCGUUUGGGGAGUUCCUGUUAUCGUUGGGUUGGGUGGUUCCCGUGGCAACUCAUCCCGGGUGGAAUGGACGUGGUUCGUCGGGGAUGGACUCUCUAGGGACAACUAGUGACUCCAUAAAUCUGAACGACCAUCCACCGGGGGUGUUUAACGGAGACGAGUAUUUACUUUAUUACGCUGAUUGUGGAACAGAGGUUGCGUUCAUUGUACCAAGGUUACCACCGGGUGGAGCAGUGGAGGUCGACGGGGAGGAAAGUCGUUCAACCGUGAAGUUGUCGCUCGAUCUAUCGACCACUGCUUCUGUGACAUCACAGGAAAGCCCCACCAGCCCCACCAACCCAAGCCUUCCUCGGAAGAAACCGUUCACCCCACGUCCCCAAGCCACCCCGGAUGCCCCUAUCGCCCUCGUGUGGGCAGAGACGUACGAUUGUUUUGAAAGUUUCGACGUUAACGAGGUUGUGGUCGAUCUUUCGCUGGAUGAAGCAGAUCUAAAAAUAAAGGACCCGGUCGUGAUAUUCAUUCACCCACUGGAGAGCGGGUUGUUCCGUUUGUUGGUGAAGGGGCAAAACGCAACAAAGGGAGGGGUAGCAGCGCCUCUAGUGUCAGGGAUGGUGGUUAGUCGACGCGGGCUCGGGGGGGCAGUGAGGAUGACGUGCGUUAAUAUUUGCAAUCGACGACGACUUGGUAGCGACAACCACGUGCCACCGCAUGUCAAACGAAAGCAAGCCAUCAACGAAAUAUCUUCAAAAUAUCAACGUCGAUGCACACAGCCAGACUUCUAUACAUCUAUAUUCACGGAGGGUAUUAUGACAUCAUCAAACAACAAUGAAAUGCUCGCAGCUCAAUCAUGAGGUCAUAAUAAAUAUAUAAUCUAGUACUUGUGAUGUCAUAAUGUGCAAUGUUGUAUAUAUUAAAUGAUUGUGAUUACAAUAUAUUGAGUGU